Molecule: messenger RNA, 2142 nt
Organism: Protopterus annectens (West African lungfish)
Lineage: Eukaryota; Metazoa; Chordata; Ceratodontiformes; Protopteridae
Gene: PICK1
Product: protein interacting with PRKCA 1
Biological process (GO): intracellular protein transport; regulation of Arp2/3 complex-mediated actin nucleation; dendritic spine maintenance
Cellular component (GO): postsynaptic density; postsynaptic early endosome; trans-Golgi network membrane
Molecular function (GO): protein kinase C binding; phospholipid binding; protein domain specific binding
Source: RefSeq, a predicted model, not a curated record
GUGAAACAAUAGCAGGCUUUCCAACUCAGUAUUGACAAUUCCACCUGCUUAAUGCAAUGAGGAAGUAUCGUGACGACACCUGCGCGCAUACGUCAGAGAGGCGCCGAUGAUUUGGGAUGUGAGCUCCUGUUGUUGAUGAGGUGAAGACAGCUGGAAGUACACACCUGUGGAGGCCUGUCAGAAUGUUCACUGACCUGGACUAUGAUUUGGAAGAGGACAAACUUGGCAUUCCUACUGUCCCUGGAACUGUGACAUUGAAGAAAGACUCCCAGAACUUAAUUGGCAUCAGUAUUGGUGGUGGGGCUCAGUAUUGUCCAUGUCUCUAUAUAGUCCAGGUGUUUGAUAAUACUCCUGCAUCAGCUGAUGGAACACUAGCUGCAGGUGAUGAAAUAACAGGUGUAAAUGGAAAGUCUGUGAAAGGGAAAACCAAAGUGGAGGUGGCUAGGAUGAUCCAAGCAGUGAAGGGUGAAGUUACAAUUCACUACAACAAACUACAAGCUGAUCCCAAACAAGGAAAAUCGUUGGAUAUAGUUCUAAAAAAGGUGAAACACAGGCUGGUGGAGAACAUGAGCUCAGGAACUGCAGAUGCACUUGGUCUGAGUCGAGCUAUCCUCUGUAAUGAUGGAUUAGUGAAGAGGCUGGAAGAGCUAGAGCGGACAGCAGAACUGUAUAAAGGAAUGAUGGAACACACAAAAAGGCUGUUGCGCUCCUUCUUUGAACUUUCUCAAACCCAUAGAGAUGCUGCAUGAUCUGAAUACAUACUUAAACAAAGCCAUUCCUGACACUAAACUCACAAUCAGAAAGUACCUGGAUGUUAAGUUCGAGUACCUGUCCUAUUGUCUGAAGGUGAAGGAAAUGGAUGAUGAAGAAUAUAGCUGCAUAGCUCUUGGUGAGCCCUUGUACCGGGUCAGUACAGGAAACUAUGAAUAUAGACUUAUUCUCCGUUGUCGGCAAGAGGCCCGUGUCCGUUUUGCUAACAUGCGGAAAGAUGUAUUAGAAAAAAUUGAGCUUUUGGACCAGAAACAUGUGCAAGAUAUUGUGUUUCAGCUGCAACGCUUUGUCUCUGCCAUGUCAAAGUAUUAUGAUGAAUGUUAUGGUGUCUUGAAAGAAGCUGAUGUAUUCCCAAUUGAGGUGGACCUUACACGCACUACACUGAAUUACAGCCAGAAAGAUGUUUUCACAGAUGAAGCAGAGGAAGAGGAAGAAGAGGGGGAAAAGAAGCAGGAAGAAAAUGGAGAGAAGCUUAUCGAUAAUGACUGAGGACUCAAUCUUGGUUCUAAAGAGCUAUUUUUUUAACACUCAAGGGGUGAUAUAAUGAAACACAAUUCAAAAUAAUUUAAUGUUUUAAUAUGGUGGGGAAAAUCAGGCAGCCAGCAGAGAUUCUAAGCAGGACAGUCACUGAUCUCUAACUGGUUGUAACAAAUCUAUGGAAAUUUGUCUGGUAUUGAAAAGCAACGAUGGGCACAAUAAUGUGAUAAAUAAUCUGUUAUCCUAGUGUAUGUAUAUUUUACACUUGGCAUGAAUGUGAUAACCACUAUAUCCUCAGGUUGCAGCUGUCCAUGCGCUUGCAGCUCAGGCUGUAACACCUGCAUUUUUGUUAUUGUUGUUACGUUACCUCACUGUGACAUAACACUUAGUUCAUUGUACCCUUCAUUUCAGAAUAUCAGAAAUGUAACUGGGGUGGGGCAAAGGGGGCAGCUACCCUGGGUGCAAGUUGUUAGACUGUCUGGUGGCAUAUCAGUGCAGUAUCACCAUUCACAUAAAAAGCUGUGGGUGAUUUCUUGGCUUUUUUAAUGAAAGCCAACACUGCGUUCAUAAAGUCAGUGUGUUAGUAACUGUAGCAAAAAACUUUUUUUUUAUCCUCAAUUUUGGAUUGUGUGAGGCACCAGAUGACCUUGCUAUAUGAAUAUAUAAAUUUGUAUUUCUUAAUUGCACACAAAUUUCCUUUGCUUUUCAAUGUUCAUAGUGUACUGGUAACAUGACUGCAGCCUAGUCCUUGGUACCUGCCCAACAGUCAACACUAAUUAGUAGAGCUUUUUCAGCAAAUUGUCAGUGCAGUUAUUAGCCUGUGUGUCUUAUCCUGUCCACCCUUCUGUUCAGCGGAUGCUUACUGUGUUUCAUCACCAACUCUGCAACUUGAUG